ACCCACAGCUUCGCUUCCUCUUCCCCCCAAGUCCUCACGAAAAAGCAGGUCCACCGCCCGCUCCUUUGUAUAUUUUCUGUGUGAGGAUCCGCAGUACGGGAAAUCACACGCGAGAUGAGUUUCCGGUCUAAUGCAAUCUGGGAAGCCAUUGAGUCGCAAAACUACAAGCUUGCGCACCAGCACAUCGCAAAGGCUUUGCGACGGAACCCAAAGGAUGAGUAUACCCAGGCGUUGAAGGCGUAUGUGUAUUCGCUGCAGAGGAAACCCGAGGAUGCGCUUACCAUCGCGCGACAGUUGGCCGAUACCGUGCCGAGUAGUAAUGAUACCUUGGAUUUGCUCUACGGCAUCAUGCUCGAUUCCUCAGGAGCAACCGAAGCCGGCAUGCUCUACGAACGCGCGGCAAAGAAAUAUCCUAAAUCCGAAAAAAUCCUAACCUCCUGGUUCUGGGCCACCAGCACGGGACUCGACGUGCGCGGCCAGCAGAAAGCCGCGAUGGCGCUGCAGAAAUCGUUCGGUUCGAACCGGGACUACACGCUCUGGUGCGCGACCUCGUGCUUUCUCGCCGCGCUCGAAGCCGACGCGACCGAGAUGGAGAAAAUGCUGUUUUCGGGGCUCGCGCGGAGGAUGAUUGCGCUCGUGGGCGAGAGCCAGACGGCUGAGGAAGCGGUGAUCAAGGCGCGCAUUCUGCAGGUCGUGGGCGCGCCGGCGCGAGACGAGUUGCUCAAGUUCCUUACCGACGACGCGACCGAGAAAUGGAAUAACCUCGAGCUGGCGGUCAUGCGUCUCGAGGUCGCUGUCGAGAGCGAGAACUGGGACGUCGUGUUCAAGGUCGCGAAGAAGACGCUUGUGGACGAGUGCCGCGACGACUACGAGAGUUGGAAGCAGAUGGCGGUCGCGGUUAAGAAACUUGGCGACGCAGCGCUUGUGAACGAGUACGAGGGUCUGCUGGCGGAAAAACAGGGUACGCGCAAUGGCGCGCUCGCGGCGGUGUUUUAUGCUUCUCUGGCGGGAGACGUGACGGAGCAAGCGCAGACAUACUUUACAAAAUUUGGAAGAAAGCAGUGCGCGUUUGAGGACCUGAAGCCCUUCAUCGACCUUGUUGAUUCCGAGAAAUGGCUCGCAUUCCUGGACUCUCAAGUAGCGCCGUUCUCAGACGCGCUCGGACACGCGACGUACGAUCAGCUAAACGUCAUCGUCAACGCUCGGAAGUUUGUGUAUAUCCUGCGGCCCGCGACGGACUCGUACGUGCUCGAAAACAUCAAGCUGUACAACGCGCUGCUGCCCACGCUCAAGACGAAAGAAGACACCGAGUACUUUGCCGGCGACGACCUUCUCCUCCUCGCCGUGCAGUGGAUCCUCGACGCGCGACCGACGCCGUUCGAGAUUACUAAGCAGGACGUCGUCAUGUCGCUUGUCGUGCUGCUCGAGUCCGCCGCCGGGCGCGACAAGCAUCAGUUCUACGUCCGGCUGUGGCUCGUGCGGUUGUAUCUCUACAUCGGCUGCUUCCAGCAAGCCUCCGGCCACUACUCCUCUCUGUCCAUCAAAAACAUCCAGCUCGACAUGCUCUCGCAUCACCUGCUCACCCGUCUGAGCACCCUCUCGCCCGUUUUCAAAACCAUGAUCGCCACGCGGGAGAUCUACGACAUGAACGCGGUGCAGACGCCGAAAUACGUCAAGGCCUCCUACGAAGCCGGCUCGUACUCGCAAGUGCAAGGCAUCAAAGACUUUGCCAAGCGCCUCACCAACAGCGUCGGCAAGGGCGUCCUCUGCGUCGAAGCCAAACGCAUCGGCCGCCUCUCCGGCGCGAAAAUGGACGGGCUUGGGAUUAACCCGCAGAUGAUUGACAUGAAAUGGUGCGAUAACCGCGACUUUGAGGUGCUGGGCGGAGUGCGCAAGGUGGGUGAGUCCGCCGUGGAGGAAAAAUACCGGAUCGGGCCUCGGCAGGGCGCGAACUGGAUCGAGGCGUUCAUGCUCAAGGAGACGAUCGUCGAGCUUUGGGCAAACGCAAAAUCACGCGAGGGUUACGCUAGCCGGCUUGAGGCUCUUUUGAAGUCAGAAGGACUCGCGAGCGAGGUCACAAAGGCGGAGAAAUGGAGCUUGGAGGUCGUUCUCCAGCUCGCGCAGGUGGCGACCAGCAUGACGCAGGCCACCGUCACUAAACUCCAGACUCUUCUCGACGCCGGGAUUUCUGAAUUCGGAGGGACGUCAGAGUCGCAGGUCGACUGGUCAUGGAUCCAUGACCGGUUUAUCAUCUUCGAGACGAUCAAGAUCGUGAUCCCCAGUCUUGAUUUCCUAAGCAGCACGACCUCCGGUGCGCGAGGCGGGAAACUCGGAACCCUGAUCUCGGCAAUCAAAAAGACGUGCGUGGCAAAGGCGGAGACAAUCAAAGAAUCCGCAAAGGAGAUCAAGAACGGGCGCGAUAAGUGGGUUCGAGAAACCGCAGAGCGAUUAAGUUCGUAUGCUACAAUCACUGCUCUCGACACAUCGAAUAUUGAUAUCGAAGCGAUCGUGGAGGGAAUCGGCAAGAGCCAAGACGAAGCGCUGACCAUGCUUCGUAUGCUUAAAGUGUAAAUACCAAACUAGUCAUCUAGAAUCAGGAAAAAUAUAUCAUAGAAUUAUAUAUCACUACUCAUACAAAAAGAAGAAGAAAGAAAAAACAUCAUGUACAAAGAAAAGCCUCCGCUAAGAAGAGAUUUACGUGGGCGGGAAGUUCGUCGGAAGAAUUAUAUUUGUUAUG
Myxozyma melibiosi is the source of this 2737-nucleotide messenger RNA. RefSeq names its product N-acetyltransferase B complex non catalytic subunit-domain-containing protein. The transcript is spliced from 4 exons. The record is from RefSeq and is a predicted model, not a curated record. Bases 115 to 2571 code for a protein of 818 amino acids. NCBI's taxonomy places the organism in Eukaryota, Fungi, Ascomycota, Lipomycetes, Lipomycetales, Lipomycetaceae. Gene Ontology annotation, cellular component: NatB complex; cytoplasm. Gene Ontology annotation, molecular function: protein binding. Gene Ontology annotation, biological process: N-terminal peptidyl-methionine acetylation.